AUGGUAGCGGUGAAUGUGAUUGGUCAAAGGAUGGACUUCUUCGCCCUGCUGCACUCCUGUGCUCUGUUGCUGGUCCUGUCCCGGAGGAGGAGGAAGUCCAUCGGGGAAGUGUGGCCCAAGUACUGCUGGUUCACCGCGGGACUCAUGGUCCUGCAGUACCUGCUCUGCAUCGGCAUCCCCCCCGCUCUGUGCACUGAUUACCCCUGGAGGUCUUCGUACGGACCGCUGAGCUCCAACGUCAUCAAAUGGUUUUUCCUCCCGGACUUCGCCAUGAGACCAGACCCUCUCUUCAUAUUCUGUACGUACAUGUAG
Messenger RNA from Knipowitschia caucasica, 312 nucleotides. The record is from the annotation of a GenBank genome assembly. NCBI's taxonomy places the organism in Eukaryota, Metazoa, Chordata, Actinopteri, Gobiiformes, Gobiidae.